This is a messenger RNA of Drosophila bipectinata, 1236 nucleotides long. Its product is annotated as band 7 protein AGAP004871. The record is from RefSeq and is a predicted model, not a curated record. Gene Ontology annotation, cellular component: plasma membrane. Lineage: Eukaryota; Metazoa; Arthropoda; Insecta; Diptera; Drosophilidae.
AUGAGCAAUCCAAAUGAGAAUUUACAAAAGGAAAAUAAUUCAGAGGAGGAAAAAAAUGAGGACAAAAACAAUCCGAACAAUUAUGGCUUUGAAAAAAUCGCAGUGUUUCUCUCAUGGGCUGUAGUGGUUGUACUUUUACCAUUUUCACUUCUCUUUAUAAUAUCUGUGGCGUACGAGUUCGAGCGUUUUGUGAUCUUCCGCCUGGGGCGUGUCCGAAAGCGUUCCUAUGGCCCCGGAAUAGUUUAUAAUCUUCCCUGCAUUGAUGAGAUCGCUGCAGUGGAUAUUCGCACAGAUGUCGUUAAUGUCGAUCCCCAGGAUCUGAUGACUAAGGACUCGGUUUCGAUUAACGUUAAUGCAGUUGUAUAUUACUGCGUUGUCGAUCCCAUCCAAUCCCUAAUAAAGGUAGAAAACUACCGUCAGUCCACGGAGAUGAUUGCCCAGGUAACCCUGCGUAAUGUGGUGGGCUCCAAGCCGCUCCACAUUUUAUUGACCUCUAGGCAGUUGCUCACCCUUGAGAUCCAACAGGCAGUGGCUGAGAUCACAGGAAAGUGGGGAAUUCUUGUUGAGAGAGUGGACUUAAUGGAUAUAAAGCUGCCAUCAAGUCUUGAACGGUCCUUGGCGAGCGAGGCAGAGGCCAGGAGGGAGGCUCGUGCGAAAAUUAUCCUUGCUGAAGGCGAAGCAAAGGCCUCUCAAGCUCUUAGCGAUGCCUCUAAAGUUAUGUCCCAAAACCAAAUAACACUGCAGCUGAGACAUCUGCAACUCCUUCCAUCAAUGGCCAGGGAGCGACGGAUAAAUAUACUUUUCCCCAUUCCCUUAGAAAUGAUGGCCCCAUUUAUGGAUAACGAGCAAAACAAGAAAGCCGACAGCCAGAAAGAUAAAAAGAAAAAUAAGCACAUUGACUUCUAUGUCCCAAAAGUAAUUUUUAGUGGAUCUCCACCAGAUAACUUUCCGGCUGAAGAGUCUCCAAGCCUUAUCCAGCGCCUGGCACUUCUUUUGAAUCGUCCACACCCAACGCGUUCGUCACGUGAUAGAAAAUCGGAGGAAGAACCCUAUCCUCUUCCAUCUACCCCCGCAACUCCUAAAGAGAAACUACCUCCUAUUCCUCCACCUCCUCCUCGGCCACUUCUUCCUUUAAUCCCACCGCAUCCGACUAUGCCUCCUCUACCGCCGGUUCCCAACCGUCCAGCUCCCCCUCAGAGAUCUCAGUCGGUGCCGAAAUCGUCAGAUAGAAAAUAA